Molecule: messenger RNA, 390 nt
Organism: Cylicostephanus goldi
Lineage: Eukaryota; Metazoa; Nematoda; Chromadorea; Rhabditida; Strongylidae
Source: the annotation of a GenBank genome assembly
AUGGUGGCAGCAGGAGAAAACCGAGGUGGAGUGACACUUUGGGAUGCCAGAGUAGACGAUGCUGUUGCACAUUUUUCUACAAACCCUCCAGGUCCAAGUCCUCCGAAACGUUCGGUGUUUGCUGUGGACGGUUCAGCACGAGUGCUGGCCUUAGCCGGUGAAUCUGGCACGGUACAUCUAUUCGACAUUGCUGCAAGAAAAGAAAUUGUCAGCAAGAAAAUCUGUCCUACUGACGUAAAAGUAUUAAGUUUCUCUCCAAAAAUGCGGUUACUCUUAGCUGCUGAUGUACCAAGACUUCGAAUGAUCAACCUCAGCGAUAUUACGCUCACGCCUUUUCCGCCACCGACCCAUAAUAUCCUAUCUCUUCAGUCAGUGACGGGCACGAUGUAA